Messenger RNA from Oncorhynchus nerka (sockeye salmon), 11442 nucleotides. RefSeq names its product oxysterol-binding protein-related protein 3-like. Lineage: Eukaryota; Metazoa; Chordata; Actinopteri; Salmoniformes; Salmonidae. Gene Ontology annotation, cellular component: membrane; intracellular membrane-bounded organelle; cytosol. The record is from RefSeq and is a predicted model, not a curated record. Gene Ontology annotation, molecular function: cholesterol binding. The transcript is spliced from 23 exons. Bases 397 to 3063 code for a protein of 888 amino acids.
CUCUCUCUCUCUCUCUCUCUCUCUCUCUCUCUCUCUCUCUCUCUGUCUCUGUCUCUGUCUCUGUCUGUCUCUGUCUCUCUGUCUCUGUCUCUCUCUGUGUCUGUGUGAGGGGAUGUUCCAGAUGGACAAGGUUGCAGCGCCUCACUGACCCAGAGAAGCCCAAGUCCCAAGGAGAGAGGAUCCUCAAGCCCCAGGGACAGGGAGACGGGCUACAGGGAGACGGGCUGCAGGGAGACGGGCUGCAGGGAGACGGGCUACAGGGAGACGGGCUACAGGGAGACGGGCUGCAGGGAGACGGGCUGCAGGGAGACGGGCUGCAGGGAGACGGGCUGCAGGGAGACGGGCUACAGGGAGACGGGCUACAGGGAGACGGGCUGCAGGGAGACGGGCUGGGAGAUGGGCUCAGAGGAGAGGAGUUCAGCCAUGUCUCACAAGAUCUCUUCCCCCUCACACAGCAACAGCAGCUCCUCCUCCAAACACGACAGCCGACAGGACAGUUGGGAGAUUGUAGAGGGGCUGCGUGGAGGACACAGUAGUGUCCAGGAGCCCCAGAAGCAGGAUGGAUACAUGCUGAAGAGGAGGAAGUGGCCGAUGAAGGGAUGGCACAAGAGAUACUUCUACUUGGACAAGGGCAUCCUGAAGUAUGCCAAGUGUGGUGCUGACAUUGAGAAGGGGAAGUUACACGGCUGUAUUGACGUGGGUCUCUCUGUUAUGGCCAUUAAGAAGUCAGCCCAGUGCAUUGAUCUGGAUGCAGAAGAAAACAUCUAUCACCUGAAGAUCAAGUCACAGGAGCUGUUUGAUGAAUGGGUGUCUAAGCUACGCCACCAUCGGCUGUACCGUCAGAAUGAGAUUGCUAUGUACCCCCAGGAGAAGACUUACUACUACCCCCACUUCCCCCCUCCCGGGUCCCCCGGUGUGGCUGAUAGAACGCGGCAUGUGUCUCUAGCCAGGCAGGCAUCGGUCCAUGCUGCAGGUAGCUUCCCUGUGACCUGUACCAGCCAAUCCAAGGUGGCCGCCUGGCUGCAGUCCUCAGACGACAUGAACAAGUGCUCUAAAGACAUGUCAGUGUGUGAGUCCUACCUGUUGGAACUGAACCAUCUGCUACAGAGUAUGGAGGUCAUCCACCGCACCUACUCAGCUCCAGCCAUCAACGCACUACUGCAGGCUUCUACAUUUGACACCCCCAAAAAGGAAAAAAGGCCCCCAAGGAAAUGGCGUGGUUCUAAAAACUACGGCAAAGAUGUGAAAACAACACUGCAGGUUCCCAGUUGCAUCUCAUCUGGCUCCGUCCGUCUCCACGCCUCCAACCCCAACCUCUCUACUGCAGCCCUGGGGACUGCGAAGGCCUACCCUGAACCUCCCUAUAUGGACUCUCCUAUAGACGUAGCCAAACUACAGGAGGACUUCUGCCGCGUCGCUAACAACCUGUAUGCCACCAUGAAGUCAGCCCUGAGCGCUCUCACCUCUGAGAAGGAGAAGUUAAAACAGGUGCUGGACCACCAAGACACAUGCCCCCCUACCUCUCCAGGGAUUAUGGGUCUGAAGAACGCUCUGUCCUCGGCUAUAGCCCAGAACUCUGAACUGAGAGAGCGGCUGAGCAACAUUCACGCUGAGUCCAGCUGCGUCCCACAACCCUCCACUGGGCUCAUAAACCUCUCUGGUCCCCUACAGAAGCAAGACUCCACUGAUGGAUCCCACCCCCUAGUUCACCAGGCGUCCAAUGAGAGCAGAGCAUCCAUCACAGAGUCUCUAUCAGAGUUCUUCGAUGCUCAGGAGGUUCUACUGUCUGCCAGCUCCUCAGAAAACGAGGCCUCUGAUGAUGACUCAUACAUCAGUGACAACGUCAGCGACAACAUCUCCAUGGACAACUUCACAAACGAGACGGAGAGACCUAACUCGGGCUGUGAAGAGAACGGGGCCCUUCUGAGAAGACGCAGGUCGUGCCUCCCGUCGGCCAGCCCUAACACCAGUAACAUCAGUCUAUGGAACAUCCUUAAGAACAACAUAGGGAAAGACCUCUCCAAGGUGGCUAUGCCUGUUCAGCUGAACGAGCCCCUCAACACCCUGCAGAGACUGUGUGAGGAGCUGGAGUACAGCGAGCUGCUGGACAGAGCUGCUAACACACAGGACCCCUUUGAACGCAUGGUGUACAUAGCCACGUUUGCAGUGUCGGGGUACGCGUCCAGCUACCACCGAGCGGGAGGGAAGCCCUUCAACCCGGUCCUGGGGGAGACCUAUGAGUGUGACCGCCCCGACAAGGGCCUCCGAUUUGUAGCAGAACAGGUCAGCCAUCACCCACCUAUAUCAGCAUGCCACGCUGACUCUAAAAACUACAUAUUCUGGCAAGACAUGAGGUGGAAAAACAAGUUCUGGGGGAAGUCUAUGGAAAUAGUUCCUGUGGGCACCACCCAUGUGAUGCUGCCAGGGUUUGGGGACCACUAUGAGUGGAACAAGGUCACGUCCUGCAUCCACAACAUCCUGAGUGGGCAGCGCUGGAUAGAACACUACGGAGAGAUCUCCAUCAGGAACACCAGCACUGAUAUCUGCCAGUGUAAGGUCACCUUCAUCAAGGCCAAGUACUGGAACUCGAGUGUUAACGAGGUGGAGGGCACCAUCACAGACCACAAGGGGAAGGUCAUCCACAGACUGUUUGGGAAGUGGAACGAGGGGGUGUACUGUGGAGACCCCCCCUCUGCCACCUGCAUCUGGAGAGCCAAUGCCAUGCCGGCUGACCACGAGCAGUACUACGGCUUCACUAAGUUUGCUAUGGAGCUCAAUGAGCUGGACCCUUCACUGAAACUGCUGCUGCCUCCCACAGACACCCGGCUACGGCUCGACCAGAGGCUGCUAGAGGAGGGCAACAUAGAGGCAGCAGAGGAACAGAAGCAGAAGAUAGAACAGCAGCAGAGAGACAGACGCAGAGUCCUGGAGGAAAACACCAUGACACAUCAACCCACAUUCUUCAGGAAAUCAAAGGACGACACCUGGGUUAGCAACAACACUUACUGGGACCUGAGAAGGGAUCCAGGCUUUUCCCACCUGGACUGUCCUGUGUUGUGGUGACCUGAGAAGGGAUCCAGGCUAUCACCACCUGGACUGUCCUGUGUUGUGGUGACCUGAGAAGGGAUCCAGGCUUUUCCCACCAGGACUGUCCUGUGUUGUGGUGACCUGAGAAGGGAUCCAGGCUUUUCCCACCUGGACUGUCCUGUGUUGUGGUGACCUGAGAAGGGAUCCAGGCUUUUCCCACCUGGACUGUCCUGUGUUGUGGUGACCUGAGAAGGGAUCCAGGCUAUCACCACCUGGACUGUCCUGUUUUGUGGUGACCUGAGGAGGGAACCAGGCUAUCACCACCUGGACUGUCCUGUGUUGUGGUGACCUGAGGAGGGAACCAGGCUAUCACCACCUGGACUGUCCUGUGUUGUGGUGACCUGAGAAGGGAUCCAGGCUUUUCCCACCUGGACUGUCCUGUGUUGUGGUGACCUGAGAAGGGAUCCAGGCUUUUCCCACCUGGACUGUCCUGUGUUGUGGUGACCUGAGAAGGGAUCCAGGCUAUCACCACCUGGACUGUCCUGUGUUGUGGUGACCUGAGGAGGGAACCAGGCUAUCACCACCUGGACUGUCCUGUGUUGUGGUGACCUGAGGAGGGAACCAGGCUAUCACCACCUGGACUGUCCUGUGUUGUGGUGACCUGAGGAGGGAACCAGGCUAUCACCACCUGGACUGUCCUGUGUUGUGGUGACCUGAGGAGGGAACCAGGCUAUCACCUCCUGGACUGUCCUGUGUUGUGGUGACCUGAGGAGGGAACCAGGCUAUCACCACCUGGACUGUCCUGUGUUGUGGUGACCUGAGGAGGGAACCAGGCUAUCACCUCCUGGACUGUCCUGUGUUGUGGUGACCUGAGGAGGGAACCAGGCUAUCACCACCUGGACUGUCCUGUGUUGUGGUGACCUGAGGAGGGAACCAGGCUAUCACCACCUGGACUGUCCUGUGUUGUGGUGACCUGAGGAGGGAACCAGGCUAUCACCACCUGGACUGUCCUGUAUUGUGGUGACCUGAGGAGGGAACCAGGCUAUCACCACCUGGACUGGCCUGUGUUGUGGGGACCUUAGUGUGACUUUUGUGGCCACUGGUCACACACCUGGGUCAUGUUUAUUAGGCCUAGGACUGAAACAGGGAGGGACGACCUGAACGUGUCCAGUAAGAAACACUUGUACGUUCAAAAGGCACCAAACGGAAGAAAACAGACUGCAACUUCCAGUCCAAUAAGAAACUUUUUUUUUUCAGUUGCAAAACGUUUUGCUACGGUGUGCACUUAUGAACACGACCCUGUUUGGACUUCCUGUCUGUACUGUGACCCAGGCUGGCUCUGGGGGCUGGAGUCCUGCUGCUCUAUCCGUCUCAUUGGUUACGCCUCAAAUGGCACCCUAUUCCCUACAUAGUGUACUGCUUUUGACCAGAGCCCUGUGGGCCCAAGUAGUGCAUCAUACGCUAAAGGGAAUAGGGUGCCAUUUGGGACGUACGGUCUUGCACAUGUCCAUCUACUAUCCAUCAUUCACAUGUCCAUCUACUAUCCAUCAUUCACAUGUCCAUCUACUAUCCAUCAUUCACAUGUCCAUCUACUGUCCAUCAUUCACAUGUCCAUCUACUGUCCAUCAUUCACAUGUCCAUCUACUGUCCAUCUACUAUCCAUCAUUCACAUGUCCAUCUACUAUCCAUCUACUGUCCAUCAUUCACAUGUCCAUCUACUAUCCAUCAUUCACAUGUCCAUCUACUAUCCAUCUACUGUCCAUCAUUCACAUGUCCAUCUACUGUCCAUCAUUCACAUGUCCAUCUACUGUCCAUCAUUCACAUGUCCAUCUACUAUCCAUCAUUCACAUGUCCAUCUACUAUCCAUCUACUGUCCAUCAUUCACAUGUCCAUCUACUGUCCAUCAUUCACAUGUCCAUCUACUGUCCAUCUACUAUCCAUCAUUCACAUGUCCAUCUACUGUCCAUCAUUCACAUGUCCAUCUACUAUCCAUCAUUCACAUGUCCAUCUACUAUCCAUCAUUCACAUGUCCAUCUACUAUCCAUCAUUCACAUGUCCAUCUACUGUCCAUCAUUCACAUGUCCAUCUAUUGUCCAUCUACUGUCCAUCAUUCACAUGUCCAUCUACUAUCCAUCUACUAUCCAUCAUUCACAUGUCCAUCUACUAUCCAUCAUUCACAUGUCCAUCUACUAUCCAUCUACUAUCCAUCAUUCACAUGUCCAUCUACUAUCCAUCAUUCACAUGUCCAUCUACUGUCCAUCAUUCACAUGUCCAUCUACUAUCCAUCUACUAUCCAUCUACUGUCCAUCAUUCACAUGUCCAUCUACUGUCCAUCAUUCACAUGUCCAUCUACUAUCCAUCAUUCACAUGUCCAUCUACUAUCCAUCAUUCACAUGUCCAUCUACUAUCCAUCAUUCACAUGUCCAUCUACUAUCCAUCAUUCACAUGUCCAUCUACUAUCCAUCAUUCACAUGUCCAUCUACUAUCCAUCAUUCACAUGUCCAUCUACUAUCCAUCUACUAUCCAUCAUUCACACAUUCACAUGUCCAUCUACUAUCCAUCAUUCACAUGUCCAUCUACUAUCCAUCAUUCACACAUUCACAUGUCCAUCUACUAUCCAUCCUUCACAUGUCCAUCUACUAUCCAUCAUUCACAUGUCCAUCUACUAUCCAUCAUUCACACAUUCACAUGUCCAUCUACUAUCCAUCAUUCACAUGUCCAUCUACUAUCCAUCAUUCACAUGUCCAUCUACUAUCCAUCAUUCACAUGUCCAUCUACUAUCCAUCAUUCACAUGUCCAUCUACUAUCCAUCAUUCACACAUUCACAUGUCCAUCUACUAUCCAUCAUUCACAUGUCCAUCUACUAUCCAUCAUUCACAUGUCCAUCUACUAUCCAUCAUUCACAUGUCCAUCUACUAUCCAUCCUUCACAUGUCCAUCUACUAUCCAUCAUUCACAUGUCCAUCUACUAUCCAUCAUUCACAUGUCCAUCUACUAUCCAUCAUUCACAUGUCCAUCUACUAUCCAUCAUUCACAUGUCCAUCUACUGUCCAUCAUUCACAUGUCCAUCUACUAUCCAUCAUUCACAUGUCCAUCUACUAUCCAUCAUUCACAUGUCCAUCUACUAUCCAUCAUUCACAUGUCCAUCUACUAUCCAUCUACUAUCCAUCCUUCACAUGUCCAUCUACUGUCCAUCUACUAUCCAUCAUUCACAUGUCCAUCUACUAUCAAUCUACUAUCCAUCAUUCACAUGUCCAUCUACUGUCCAUCUACUAUCCAUCAUUCACAUGUCCAUCUACUAUCCAUCUACUAUCCAUCAUUCACAUGUCCAUCUACUGUCCAUCAUUCACAUGUCCAUCUACUGUCCAUCAUUCACAUGACCAUCUACUAUCCAUCAUUCACAUGUCCAUCUACUGUCCAUCUACUAUCCAUCAUUCACAUGUCCAUCUACUGUCCAUCUACUAUCCAUCUACUAUCCAUCAUUCACAUGUCCAUCUACUAUCCAUCUACUAUCCAUCCUUCACAUGUCCAUCUACUAUCCAUCAUUCACACAUUCACAUGUCCAUCUACUAUCCAUCCUUCACAUGUCCAUCUACUAUCCAUCCUUCACAUGUCCAUCUACUAUCCAUCAUUCACACAUUCACAUGUCCAUCUACUAUCCAUCCUUCACAUGUCCAUCUACUAUCCAUCCUUCACAUGUCCAUCUACUAUCCAUCAUUCACACAUUCACAUGUCCAUCUACUAUCCAUCCUUCACAUGUCCAUCUACUAUCCAUCUACUAUCCAUCAUUCACACAUUCACAUGUCCAUCUACUAUCCAUCCUUCACAUGUCCAUCUACUGUCCAUCAUUCACAUGUCCAUCUACUGUCCAUCAUUCACAUGUCCAUCUACUAUCCAUCAUUCACAUGUCCAUCUACUAUCCAUCAUUCACAUGUCCAUCUACUAUCCAUCAUUCACAUGUCCAUCUACUAUCCAUCCUUCACAUGUCCAUCUACUAUCCAUCAUUCACAUGUCCAUCUACUAUCCAUCCUUCACAUGUCCAUCUACUGUCCAUCAUUCACAUGUCCAUCUACUGUCCAUCAUUCACAUGUCCAUCUACUAUCCAUCAUUCACAUGUCCAUCUACUAUCCAUCCUUCACAUGUCCAUCUACUGUCCAUCAUUCACAUGUCCAUCUACUAUCAAUCUACUAUCCAUCAUUCACAUGUCCAUCUACUGUCCAUCUACUAUCCAUCAUUCACAUGUCCAUCUACUAUCCAUCUACUAUCCAUCAUUCACAUGUCCAUCUACUGUCCAUCAUUCACAUGUCCAUCUACUAUCCAUCCUUCACAUGUCCAUCUACUAUCCAUCAUUCACAUGUCCAUCUACUGUCCAUCAUUCACAUGUCCAUCUACUAUCCAUCAUUCACAUGUCCAUCUACUAUCCAUCUACUAUCCAUCAUUCACAUGUCCAUCUACUAUCCAUCAUUCACAUGUCCAUCUACUGUCCAUCUACUAUCCAUCAUUCACAUGUCCAUCUACUAUCCAUCUACUAUCCAUCCUUCACAUGUCCAUCUACUAUCCAUCAUUCACAUGUCCAUCUACUAUCCAUCAUUCACAUGUCCAUCUACUAUCCAUCAUUCACAUGUCCAUCUACUAUCCAUCUACUAUCCAUCAUUCACAUGUCCAUCUACUGUCCAUCAUUCACAUGUCCAUCUACUAUCCAUCCUUCACAUGUCCAUCUACUAUCCAUCAUUCACAUGUCCAUCUACUGUCCAUCAUUCACAUGUCCAUCUACUAUCCAUCAUUCACAUGUCCAUCUACUAUCCAUCUACUAUCCAUCAUUCACAUGUCCAUCUACUAUCCAUCAUUCACAUGUCCAUCUACUGUCCAUCUACUAUCCAUCAUUCACAUGUCCAUCUACUAUCCAUCUACUAACCAUCCUUCACAUGUCCAUCUACUAUCCAUCAUUCACAUGUCCAUCUACUAUCCAUCAUUCACAUGUCCAUCUACUAUCCAUCAUUCACAUGUCCAUCUACUAUCCAUCUACUAUCCAUCAUUCACAUGUCCAUCUACUAUCCAUCAUUCACAUGUCCAUCUACUAUCCAUCAUUCACAUGUCCAUCUACUAUCCAUCAUUCACAUGUCCAUCUACUGUCCAUCAUUCACAUGUCCAUCUACUAUCCAUCUACUAUCCAUCAUUCACACAUUCACAUGUCCAUCUACUAUCCAUCCUUCACAUGUCCAUCUACUAUCCAUCUACUAUCCAUCAUUCACACAUUCACAUGUCCAUCUACUAUCCAUCCUUCACAUGUCCAUCUACUGUCCAUCUACUAUCCAUCAUUCACAUGUCCAUCUACUGUCCAUCUACUAUCCAUCUACUAUCCAUCCUUCACAUGUCCAUCUACUAUCCAUCAUUCACACAUUCACAUGUCCAUCUACUAUCCAUCCUUCACAUGUCCAUCUACUAUCCAUCCUUCACAUGUCCAUCUACUAUCCAUCUACUAUCCAUCAUUCACACAUUCACAUGUCCAUCUACUGUCCAUCAUUCACAUGUCCAUCUACUGUCCAUCAUUCACAUGUCCAUCUACUAUCCAUCAUUCACAUGUCCAUCUACUAUCCAUCAUUCACAUGUCCAUCUACUAUCCAUCAUUCACAUGUCCAUCUACUAUCCAUCUACUAUCCAUCAUUCACAUGUCCAUCUACUGUCCAUCAUUCACAUGUCCAUCUACUAUCCAUCAUUCACAUGUCCAUCUACUAUCCAUCAUUCACAUGUCCAUCUACUAUCCAUCAUUCACAUGUCCAUCUACUAUCCAUCUACUAUCCAUCCUUCACAUGUCCAUCUACUGUCCAUCAUUCACAUGUCCAUCUACUAUCAAUCUACUAUCCAUCAUUCACAUGUUCAUCUACUGUCCAUCUACUAUCCAUCAUUCACAUGUCCAUCUACUAUCCAUCUACUAUCCAUCAUUCACAUGUCCAUCUACUGUCCAUCAUUCACAUGUCCAUCUACUGUCCAUCAUUCACAUGUCCAUCUACUAUCCAUCAUUCACAUGUCCAUCUACUAUCCAUCUACUAUCCAUCAUUCACAUGUCCAUCUACUAUCCAUCAUUCACAUGUCCAUCUACUGUCCAUCUACUAUCCAUCAUUCACAUGUCCAUCUACUGUCCAUCUACUAUCCAUCUACUAUCCAUCAUUCACAUGUCCAUCCUUCACAUGUCCAUCUACUAUCCAUCAUUCACACAUUCACAUGUCCAUCUACUAUCCAUCCUUCACAUGUCCAUCUACUAUCCAUCCUUCACAUGUCCAUCUACUAUCCAUCUACUAUCCAUCAUUCACACAUUCACAUGUCCAUCUACUAUCCAUCCUUCACAUGUCCAUCUACUAUCCAUCCUUCACAUGUCCAUCUACUGUCCAUCAUUCACAUGUCCAUCUACUGUCCAUCAUUCACAUGUCCAUCUACUAUCCAUCAUUCACAUGUCCAUCUACUAUCCAUCAUUCACAUGUCCAUCUACUAUCCAUCAUUCACAUGUCCAUCUACUAUCCAUCCUUCACAUGUCCAUCUACUAUCCAUCAUUCACAUGUCCAUCUACUAUCCAUCCUUCACAUGUCCAUCUACUGUCCAUCAUUCACAUGUCCAUCUACUGUCCAUCAUUCACAUGUCCAUCUACUAUCCAUCAUUCACAUGUCCAUCUACUAUCCAUCCUUCACAUGUCCAUCUACUGUCCAUCAUUCACAUGUCCAUCUACUAUCAAUCUACUAUCCAUCAUUCACAUGUCCAUCUACUAUCCAUCAUUCACAUGUCCAUCUACUAUCCAUCUACUAUCCAUCAUUCACAUGUCCAUCUACUGUCCAUCAUUCACAUAUCCAUCUACUAUCCAUCCUUCACGUCCAUCUACUAUCCAUCAUUCACAUGUCCAUCUACUAUCCAUCAUUCACAUGUCCAUCUACUAUCCAUCUACUAUCCAUCAUUCACAUGUCCAUCUACUAUCCAUCAUUCACAUGUCCAUCUACUAUCCAUCAUUCACAUGUCCAUCUACUGUCCAUCAUUCACAUGUCCAUCUACUGUCCAUCAUUCACAUGUCCAUCUACUGUCCAUCAUUCACAUGUCCAUCUACUAUCCAUCAUUCACAUGUCCAUCUACUAUCCAUCAUUCACAUGUCCAUCUACUAUCCAUCAUUCACAUGUCCAUCUACUAUCCAUCAUUCACAUGUCCAUCUACUAUCCAUCUACUAUCCAUCAUUCACAUGUCCAUCUACUAUCCAUCAUUCACAUGUCCAUCUACUAUCCAUCAUUCACAUGUCCAUCUACUAUCCAUCAUUCACAUGUCCAUCUACUGUCCAUCAUUCACAUGUCCAUCUACUAUCCAUCUACUAUCCAUCAUUCACACAUUCACAUGUCCAUCUACUAUCCAUCCUUCACAUGUCCAUCUACUAUCCAUCAUUCACACAUUCACAUGUCCAUCUACUAUCCAUCCUUCACAUGUCCAUCUACUAUCCAUCAUUCACACAUUCACAUGUCCAUCUACUGUCCAUCAUUCACAUGUCCAUCUACUGUCCAUCAUUCACAUGUCCAUCUACUAUCCAUCAUUCACAUGUCCAUCUACUAUCCAUCAUUCACAUGUCCAUCUACUAUCCAUCAUUCACAUGUCCAUCUACUAUCCAUCCUUCACAUGUCCAUCUACUAUCCACCCCCCCCACACGCAUGUUGCUGCAUUAUAAUUCAUUGUGGUUUUCAUUUGAGAGUUUAUCCAGUUCAUUGCCUUAAUAGACAACAUUUAUCCGAGUAGUGUAUUAAUGUAGCGUCUUUGCGAUCAUACCCUUCGAAUGCAGAGACUAUUAUGCCAAAAUGGUGUCCUGUUUUUCCACCUGUGGUGUCUCAUCGUGCAGAAUAGAACACAUAAGAAAUACUGUAUACUUCAACAAGGUACUAAGGAAUGAAUUACUAGCCUUGUGGGUUCUGCAAAGACUGUAGAAUAAUCCUUCCCUUUUUAUAUUGCCGCGCCUCGCUAACUUAGCUACUAGUCUACAUUAACACAGCUGUUGACUGUACAACACUGUCUUAAUACACGCGUUUUUCUACCUCUGAGAUGAGAUUCCAUGGUACUUGUAACACCGUUGAGAAGGUGUACAUGUCAAUAUUUAUUCUACACCUGUCUAAUGCCUUACUGGGUGAACUAUAUUACGUUUUACUCUCAUUUCUGUUUAAAAACAAACUGAGAUGUUUCAGAAGGGCACGUGUGUUUCGUGCGAGGAGGAAUUCUUUAAAGAAUGAAGUAUGUAUAUGAAGUUUCAUUCUAAAAAUGCUAUAUCCAUUUUCAGAAAUGUUGGUGAAUUAGCUUUUGUAGUUUAAAAGGUCAUGAACAGUCAAAAUCAUGUUUUUCAUGAAAUUGGAUCAUAUUUGAAGGAAACCAGAUUAAAGUAUUGAUGACCAAAGUAUGAAAA